AUGGGAAAUGGAUAGUGUUGCAAAAAAGUAGAAAGAGUUGAAACUUUAGAAGUUGAUAAUACUCCUCCUUAAAACAUUAAACAUGCCACGCAUUAAGAAGAGCAAUAAUAAAUGUUUUCAUUAUCUGAUUCAGAUGAAGAAUAUUAACCUAAAAAACAACAAUAGUUUGGAGUUUUCAAAGAAAGACAAAAAACAUCUUAGCUAUCAACUGGCUAAUAGUAUUCUUUUUAAACUCUUCCAUCUGAAUAACAAUUCUCCAAUUUCAUUACUUUUCAAGCUAUCCCAUCUCAAUAAGGAAUUUCUAAUAAUGUAUUCUCCAAAUUUCAUAAAGAGAUGAAUGAAUUUGCUAGUAAAUAAAACAAAAAUUAAAAGAACUUGUUAAAAUAAUGA
Messenger RNA from Paramecium sonneborni, 390 nucleotides. The record is from the annotation of a GenBank genome assembly. NCBI's taxonomy places the organism in Eukaryota, Ciliophora, Oligohymenophorea, Peniculida, Parameciidae.